AUGGGCUGUGGAACCAGUAAGGCCCUGCCGGGGGCCUCCAAGAAGGGCUACGUCAGUGUAGUGCAAUCGCUCGUCGCCUUUAGUAAAGCUCGGGAUGGAAAUGACGAGCCGAAGAAGCGCGCACGGGGAACAUGGUUUUCGUCCUCCAGCGUUAAGAAUCCUCCUGUACAAGCGCCAAUCAGCCAACAACAGGAGCUCAAAGAUGGACGACAGCAGCACAAAGUUGCCAAGUAUAAGGACAAGUUUGACCCCCGAGUGACUGCAAGAUACGACAUCAAGGCUCUGAUCGGUCGAGGAAGCUUCAGCCGCGUGGUGCGCGUGGAGCAUAGGGCCACUCGCCAGCCCUUCGCCAUAAAAAUGAUGGAGGUGGAGGCCCCAGAAGGCCGUGAGGUGUGCGCCUCGGAGCUGGCCGUGCUGCAGAGAGUGAGCCACUCCAAUGUGAUUCAGCUGAUCGAGGUGUUUCAGUUUCCUCAGAGGGUUUACAUGGUGCUGGAGCUCGCUACCGGAGGGGAGCUCCUGGAGCGAGUCGUCAGCAGGGGCCACUUCACCGAGAGGGACGCCACCCAGGCGCUGCGAAUGGUGCUGGCCGGGGUGGGAUACCUGCACAAUUUAGGGGUCACCCACAGAGAUUUGAAGCCGGAAAAUAUUCUGUACUAUCACCCCGGGGCCGACUCCAGGCUGCUGGUGACGGACUUUGGAUUGGCAUCUUUUGGCAACUCUAAGUCUGAGGAUCCGGGCCUGGACAGAAGAGAUGAUGGAGCUCAUACAAGUGCUGAUAAGACUUGGUCCCUCAGAACCACCUGUGGAACCCCUGAGUACAUGGCCCCUGAAGUUUUGCUGAGGAAACCCUAUACCUGUGCUGUGGACAUGUGGGCCCUGGGGGUUAUCGCCUACAUUGUCCUGAGUGGAUCCAUGCCGUUUGAGGACGACAGUCGCACGCGGCUCUACAGGUCCAUUGUGAGAGGGAAGUACAGCUUCCAUGGAGAGCCGUGGCCCUCGGUGUCCAACCUGGCUAAGGACUUUAUCCAGCGCCUGCUGCCGCUCGACCCAGCCACCCGCUUGACGGCUGACCAAGCCAUCCGUCACCCUUGGGUGGCCACCAUGGCAGCCAGCUCCUCCAUGAGGAACCUCCAUCGAUCCAUUUCCCGGAACCUGAGGCAGCGGACGUCCCGCAGCUCCUCCCGGUGCCUGAGCAGCACCGCGGCGAGCUCUGGCAGCUCCAACAAGCUAACGUAA
Molecule: messenger RNA, 1236 nt
Organism: Labrus mixtus (cuckoo wrasse)
Lineage: Eukaryota; Metazoa; Chordata; Actinopteri; Labriformes; Labridae
Product: serine/threonine-protein kinase H1-like
Exons: 3
Coding region: 1-1236 (411 amino acids)
Biological process (GO): protein phosphorylation
Molecular function (GO): protein kinase activity; ATP binding
Source: RefSeq, a predicted model, not a curated record